UCAUAUAAAAGGGCUAGUCCCACCUCCAGUAGUCAGUUCUUUACUUUCUCCCAAGAUGAAGUACAUUCUCGUAGUGGCUCUGAUGGUCCUGGCUGUCCAGCUGGUAACUGCAACCUCCAGUAACAGCACCUCGUCCAACGCCACCACCACAACCACCACGACCACGGAUGCCACCACCACGACCACCACCGACGCCACAACGACCACUGAGAAGACCCACCACCGCAAGAAGCUCUGCUGGAGGGGCAACGACUGGUGCGGCACCUACACUCCAAAGAGGAGGAGGAGGCACAGGAGCCGGAGCAGGAGCAGCAAGUGCACGGAUGGCAGGUGCCGCAGGGUGGUUGUCCGGGUGACCCGCAGAAGGCACUCUGGCUAAGGUGCCGGAAUAUAAGUUUCAAAUAAAAUAUACAAGCACAAA
Molecule: messenger RNA, 421 nt
Organism: Drosophila ananassae
Lineage: Eukaryota; Metazoa; Arthropoda; Insecta; Diptera; Drosophilidae
Exons: 1
Coding region: 56-379 (107 amino acids)
Source: RefSeq, a predicted model, not a curated record